Molecule: messenger RNA, 761 nt
Organism: Macadamia integrifolia
Lineage: Eukaryota; Viridiplantae; Streptophyta; Magnoliopsida; Proteales; Proteaceae
Product: proteasome subunit alpha type-5-like
Exons: 4
Coding region: 291-536 (81 amino acids)
Biological process (GO): ubiquitin-dependent protein catabolic process
Cellular component (GO): proteasome core complex; proteasome core complex, alpha-subunit complex; nucleus
Source: RefSeq, a predicted model, not a curated record
GGCUUGAACCAGCUAGGCAGCGACCCUGCAACCUGUACCCGGCAACAAAAAGCGGAUACAGCCCGGAUCCAAGCACGAGCUAUCCUUGCAAAGAGAACGGAAAGGAACUUUAAAGCUCGGUUCCCUCCCGUCGCCGCACGCGUUAAACCCUUCAAAUUUUUAUUCUGAACGACUGGACAUCUGACCUCAAGUAUCCAAUUCGGAUCCGUGAAAGUCUUUGUCUUCGUUGUCUGUGAUAUUUUGUUUCUGCGUUUGAUUUUAUGCGCAGAUAGGACUCAGUUGAAUUGAAGAUGUUCCUUACCAGGACGGAGUACGACAGAGGUGUCAACACCUUCUCUCCCGAAGGGAGAUUGUUUCAGGUCGAAUAUGCCAUCGAGGCUAUCAAGUUGGGUUCGACUGCCAUUGGUUUGAAGACAAAGGAAGGGGUCGUGCUUGCUGUCGAGAAGCGAAUCACUUCACCUUUGCUGCAGGGAUGUAUCAAUCUUACAAAUCUCCGUCAAACUUCUUGGUGUGAUGUGAUUCUCAUAAGCAAUUAAAUAUACAAAAAUUGCUCAAAUUGAAAAGAAGAAAAGAAAAGGAAGCAUGAUGAUAAGUAGUAGGGGCUUACCUCUUUUUAAUGGUUUAACCCAAAUGUAUGCAAAGGUUCUUGAAUCUCCUUCCCAUCUUGUCAUGGGAGCUUAGACGAAUUAAGGAGAGGUUUGAAUCUCCUAAGAUUUGUAAGUUCUUGAAUAAAUUUGAAGCAUUCUAGCAAUUUCGACUCA